This is a messenger RNA of Daldinia childiae, 1038 nucleotides long. RefSeq names its product Alpha-ketoglutarate-dependent sulfonate dioxygenase. NCBI's taxonomy places the organism in Eukaryota, Fungi, Ascomycota, Sordariomycetes, Xylariales, Hypoxylaceae. Gene Ontology annotation, molecular function: 2-oxoglutarate-dependent dioxygenase activity. Gene Ontology annotation, cellular component: cytoplasm. The coding region runs from base 1 to 1038 and encodes 345 amino acids. The transcript has 3 exons. The record is from RefSeq and is a predicted model, not a curated record.
AUGUCAUCUGAUCCUCUGUAUCCAGCUUAUCUUCCAACCAGGCCAGAUGGGUAUAUGCCUACCUUGGAUGUCCCUCAAUUUGAGGCGGACGAGCCGGGUAGCCGCGCCGACCCCCUGAAGCCGGCUAUUUUUAAAGCGAAUGCGAAGAUAACAAACAUAACGCCGAGGGUCGGGACAGAGAUCACUGGCGUUAAGCUCAGUCAGCUUCCUCCGGCAGGACUAGACGAAGUUGCUUUACUAGCAGCUGAGAGGGGCGUCUUGGUUUUUAGGGAUCAGGACUUCGCAGACAUUGGGUUCGAAAGACAGCGAGACAUUGUGAAGUACUACGGACCCUUGCAUAAACAUCCUACGAUGGGAUAUCCUGCGGGAACAAGUCCAGAAUUCCAUGUAGUGUAUGCGGAUGAAACCGCUGGCAAUCUUAGAACGCUUCUAGGCCCUCGCACAGCGUACGACCUAUGGCAUGUCGACCAGACAUUCACACCAAAUGUGCCUUCAACUACCUUUUUCUGGGUUCUUGAAAUUCCCGAAUCUGGUGGUGGUGACACGGCCUUCACAUCCCUAACGGCAGCAUAUGAGGCAUUGUCACCUGCCUUUAGACAACUCCUCGGAGGAUUAAGUCUCUAUCAUACGUCGGCUUCGGUCGGAGAAGUUGCUCGUGUCGGGACGGAGCGUGCAUUGAAAGAGGCUGUUAACACGACACAUCCCUUAGUUAUUAAACAUCCUGUCACGGGUAAACCUUCGUUAUUUGUAAACCCGACAAUCGCUCGCAAGAUCGAGGGGUUCUUACCGGAGGAGUCGGACAACCUCCUAAAGUUCCUACACGAUCAUAUUAAAAGUCUCGAUUUUAGCUGUAGGGUCAAAUGGGAAAGGGGAACCGUCGUGGUUUGGGAUCAAAGGACUGCAGCGCAUAGCGCAGUACCUGACUUUGCGGAUGGAGAGAGACGGCAUAUGGUGCGGAUGAUACCUUACGGUUCUAAGCCGGAGCCAGCGUUUCCAGAACAGUUUAACGCUUCUAGGGAGAAGAUAGAUAGUGCCUGA